This is a messenger RNA of Hordeum vulgare subsp. vulgare (domesticated barley), 811 nucleotides long. RefSeq names its product high molecular mass early light-inducible protein HV58, chloroplastic. Bases 104 to 685 code for a protein of 193 amino acids. Lineage: Eukaryota; Viridiplantae; Streptophyta; Magnoliopsida; Poales; Poaceae. The transcript is spliced from 2 exons. The record is from RefSeq and is a predicted model, not a curated record.
AGACACAGCAACACAACAUCAGCCAAGUGUCAUCACCAUCGAUCUUAGCAAGGAGCACCUUCUCUAGUUCUCUUCUUGCGCUAGCUUUUCUCUGCCUUGAGUGAUGGCGACCAUGGUGGCUUUGAGCUCCUUCGCCGUUGUUGGCCGGUCCGCCGCCCGUUCUCCAGUGGUGGCCCCGCGCCGGCGCACCCUCGUCGUCAGGGCCCAGACCGAGCCUGACAUGGACUCAGCCAAGGAGACGACGAGCGCGUCGACCUCCCCCUCCCCCUCCCAGUACACGAGCCCGUCCCCGACCACGAUCCCGGCAGCACCCAAGCCCGUGACCAAGAAGGCUAACCCCUCGGUCUGGGACGCGCUCGCGUUCAGCGGCCCGGCGCCGGAGCGCAUCAACGGCCGGCUGGCCAUGGUAGGCUUCGUGGCUGCGCUGUCCGUCGAGGCGGCGCGUGGCGGUGGGCUCCUCGACCAGGCCGGCAGUGGCGCCGGGCUGGGCUGGUUCCUGGCGACCGCAGGGGUUUUCUCCGUAGCGUCGCUGGUGCCGCUGCUGCAGGGCCAGAGCGUGGAGAGCAAAUCCAGCGGCAUCUGGAGCGCCGACGCCGAGCUCUGGAACGGCCGCUUCGCUAUGCUCGGCCUCGUCGCGCUCGCCGCCACCGAGUUCAUCACCGGCGCGCCGUUCGUCAACAUCUAAGGGAUUGUAGCGCUGUGGGUUUUCAUUUGGAACUGACAAAUUGUAAUAACACUAACCGUCGUAGCCACGUUGCAAUUUUGUACCAUCGGUGAUCGAAUUUUGUAAAUCUCAUGUUUAGGUUGUUUU